Sphenostylis stenocarpa is the source of this 525-nucleotide messenger RNA. The record is from the annotation of a GenBank genome assembly. NCBI's taxonomy places the organism in Eukaryota, Viridiplantae, Streptophyta, Magnoliopsida, Fabales, Fabaceae.
AUGAGUGAAGAAGGUCCUCCAAAGUUAUACAACAACAAGCCUCGAAAAGCGCAGCUGAAGCAGCUUCGAGGGCAACAUAAAUCGCAGGAGUUCUCCUCGCCGGCGGCGAUGGGGACCCACGGCCACGCCGCUGUGCCACCCCCGCCGCCGCCAAAAGAACCGUUUGUUCGGCGCUACAAAUUUGUUUGGCCUAUACUUUUGGCUGUGAAUCUCGGUGUCGGAGCUUACUUGUUUAUGGGGUGGAAGAAGAAAGAUACUAGUGACGAGGAGCAAGAUGUAAGUCCUGUCUCAACUAAAGAUGCUGCUGUUCAUGUUGUUGAGACGUCUGUGUCCACACCACCUAUUGCAAAUCCUGUGAUCAAACAAGAACCAAUUCCUGAAAAUCAACAACGUGAACUGUUGAAAUGGAUAUUGGAAGAGAAGAGGAAGGUUAAGCCAAAAGAUGCAGAGGAGAAACAAAAGAUUGAUGAUGAGAAAGCUCUGAUUAAAACGCUUAUUCGGUCAAAAUCCAUCCCAAGUGUCUAG